AUACUUAAAACUUAUUUUCUUUUUCCUUCCAGAAGCAAAAAAAGUAGCACUGCUCUGAAAAUUGAAGCUUAUGAAGAGUAUUUUAAGAAGCAGCAUGCAGACUCCAACUGUGGUUUCGCUGAAGAGUAUGAGGAGUUGAAAAAUGUUGGAACUUCACAGUCCAAAGAAAUUGCACUUUCUGCUGAAAACAAGCCAAAGAACCGUUACAGUAAUGUGUUACCUUACGAUGCUUCAAGAGUGAAAUUAUCAAUAUGUGGCAGCGCCUCUGAUGACUACAUCAAUGCAAACUACAUCCCAGGCUACAAUUCAAGAAAAGAGUUUAUAGCCGCCCAGGGUCCGUUACCCAUCACUGUGAAUGAUUUCUGGAGAAUGAUUUGGGAAAAGAACGUCUACACUGUAGUGAUGCUGACCAAAUGCAAUGAGCAGGGACGAGUGAAGUGUGAGAAGUACUGGCCAUCUGGGACAACUCACUACCAUAACAUCUCUGUGACAAUCACUGCAGAAAUAACAAUGGAGAGCUGGACCAUAAGAGACCUCAGCAUCAAAAAUGUGAAAACAGCGGAGACUCGCAAUGUAAGGCAAUUCCACUUCACGGCGUGGCCAGAUCAUGGAGUUCCAAAAAGCACUGAACUCCUCAUUGACUUCAGACAUCUAGUAAGAGAGCACAUAGACCAAUACUCACGCCACUCACCAAACGUGGUGCACUGCAGUGCUGGCGUGGGCAGAACAGGGACCUUCAUCGCCAUCGAUCGCCUGAUCUUCCAGAUUGAAAGAGAAAGUAUGGUGGACGUCUAUGGAAUUGUUAAUGAUAUGCGAAUGCACAGGGCUUUAAUGGUGCAGACUGAGGAUCAAUAUGUUUAUCUCCACCAGUGUGCCUAUGAUAUUAUUCGCUCAAGAACUGGAACCAACGUAGACUUAAUUUACCAGAACACAGAAGCACUUCAUACUUACAUGAAUUAUCCAAUUAAAAACUCGAAAUAAGAAUGGUUACAAGAUCCUUACUAUCUAAUCUCAUUGAUUUAAUAUUUGAUUUCAAAAUCCUGCAGUGCACAAUGCUUAAAACUUUUAAGGUAACAUUUCUUAUUUGGCACUGGCAAUGCUGUUCUUUAUUUUUUUAUAUUUAAACUUUAAAGAUGCAACAGCAAAAAUUUAAAAAGUAUAAUGUAUAAAUCAAGGGAUUUUUAUUUUUUUACCAAGACAUUUUCAAAAGUAUAUUUGUAUAAUUUAUUAUGAUUUUCAAUAAAAUGUGAAACCCCUGCAGAUAUAUGUAAUAUAUGUAUAGUUUAUUUAGAAAGAAAUAUCUGUUAUAAACCUACCAUCCUAGUGUAAUUUUGCCAUUUUCCUUCAACUGGCAAUAUCUGUAUUUGUUUUGUUUUUGCCAUAUCAAUGGAAAUGAAAAUUCAUAAAUACAGUGGACUAGUGUUGGGCAAUAUACCCCAUUUUGAGAUCGUCCUAUCGUCAGCCUGUGAGAUCGCCGAUACACGAUAGUAUCAGGGGGCGGCACAAUAAAUUAUUCAUUUAUUUAUUUGUUCAUUUUUUACAAACGUAUGACAAGUCACUUGAUUGCUGGACAAAAAAAAGCUGAUUUACUCUAAGGGCAACACUGUCAUGACCGCAACCUUCUUAAAACUGAUGCCAUUAAUGCCGAACGCUUCAUUAACUCUUUCUCCGCCAUUGACGAGUUAUAUUUAAGAGUUUUCUAGCAGAAAAAAAAUAUAGAUAGGAUGAAAUGUUUUUUCUCCGUUUUGUUUGUUUGUUUGAAAGCAGAGGGUCUGUUGUUUCAUUUGUUAUAUUUGUACAUUUAUAUAUUUUUAGAUGAAAAUUUUUCUGUAAUGCAUUUUGUGAAACUUUUGUGAAAAUUACAAAAUGUCAGGAUGUCAAGGAAAUGUCAAAGUCGCGGCAUUACGAGCUCAUAUGCGAGGAAGAGUCAGAGUUCAGGUGCUAGAAGGAGUCUAGGCUGUGCGCAUUCAGGUCCGAGCAAGAGUUCAAGACAUGCACAUUAAGUCAAGGUGUGUGCGAGAAGGAAUUUGCACGCGUUACAAGCUCUCUCGCGCAAUGGAAGCCCACAAACGAGGAAAAGCACGCAAUGUGCAUGUUAAUGUGAAACUAUGAUGAUAAUAAUAGUAACUAGGGGUGGAACGGUACAUGUAUUCGUUUCGAACCGAAUCGGUACGGGGGAUACGGUUCGGUGCAUGAAUUUAAACUGAGAAUACACGGUAUGAAAAUUAAAAAAAACUUGCGUGCAAAAUAAUUAAUGUAAUGCCGAACUACUGUUAGAUACGCGGGUUCUUUAUGGACAGCUAAUCUGUAGCCCCGCUUUAGCUCUGAAGCUCUGAUUGGCGCCGAUGCAGCCGAGCUCCGCCUAUGUAUGCGCUCUAUCAGAGCCUGUCUACACUCUCUGGCACUCUGCAGUUUUUUGUCAGGUCGACGCCAGUCCAGUUUUUUUUAUUUGUGCUCAACUUUACGCAGUGCCAUCAGCGACAGAGAACCGCGAGAAAUCUUGCGGAGAAGGCUGAUUUCAAAUCGCUCUCGCGUUACUCUGAUGUCAUCCACUUGUCGUUUCUUGCAGCGCCUCGUGAAGUCGUACAUACCUGUUAAUUCAUCCUACAUGUUCUUUAGUACAUUAAUAUGAAAUAAGGCCAAAAUGUAAUUUUAAAAUGUAUUUAGGUAACACUUGUAAUACAUUUGAACCCAUAUUUGUAUGAAAGAUGAGUACAAGAUUACUUAAAGUGGUAUACAUUUUUGUAAUACGAGAUAGUAUGUUAAAUGCAUUUCAGUUCAUAUUCAUGACAUCUCAAAAUAGCACCGAUAAGGACACCUAUGUUUUUAAGAUUAUCUUAAGUACUAAAAAAUUUGCCUUCUGCAUUUUUGUUUUGCUUUUCCCUCCAUUGUACCGAAAUUGAAUCUAACGUGACGCCUGAACCGAGGUACGAACCGAACCGGGACUUCUGUGUACCGUUCCACCCCUAAUAGUAACCAUGGUCAUGAAAGCCCGUUAUCGGCAAUAUGUCUGACGAUCGACGAUACAUGAUACUAUCGGCACAACCCUACAAUGGACGUAUAAAAAUAGCCUCUUUGACACAGUAAUUUCUGUAAACUACAAUAAAUUUACCAGACUGACUUUACCAGUAAAUACAAAAAUGUGCUAUUCACAUACGCAAUGAUUUAUGUCGUAAACUCUCUCAGUGCGGAGGUUUCCUUAAAAGCGGCAAUUAUAAAGCUCAAAGUUUAAUGCCAAGCAAUAUAUUAUCUUGAACAGAAUUCGCUUUUCAAGAACUACAGAGAAAGACCAGUUUGGACAUAAGAGUUUUUGCUUAACCUCCAUCCACACGAAUACUUCAGUCGCCAGCUAAGCUCAAACGGCUCUGGCUAAGCUAAGUAGCUAAGCGCUAUAGAGAUAAGAUACUGCGUUUUUUUUACACAGGAAACAUGAACAUGUUAUAUUGUGCACCGUAUCACAAUCAAAGCUUCGAAAAUACAGGAAACACCGGACCAUUAAACCGCCACGCCGCGUGGUCAGUGUUGUGUUCUAAACGAUGGUGGGUUAUGACUGUAUAUCUGCGUUGUACGUAUUUUGUUGUUUCUACUUCUGUGGCAAACGCUGACAGUCUUUCAAAGUUGUUCUUGACCAAACAAAGUUGUUUUAUAUGACUUCAAACUGAACUAUAGAGGAAAAGAGUCGCAACCUGCGACUAAAAUAUUAUACAGUUAUGUUUAAACAUAAAGUUUCACAGAGAUUGUGCGAAGGACGUGGACAAUUCAGCAAAGAGAUAGUAAACUGUUUUAAACAAUUUUGGUAAAGAGAUACGGCCGAUUUAGCACUUUACGUGUGUCUGCAGCAUCUAGAGAGAAACUUCUGUAAACACCGUGGAAAUACACGUCAUCUGUGGCGGAGUGUUGUGAUUGGCCUAAAGCUGUCCGCAUGUUCUGGUGUCGUCCAUACUCAUACCGGUAAACCUAUUUUCUGUUCACACAUACCACAUACCAGAAAGUUACUGCCAACUUCUCUCACACUGUAAAAAUUCCAUGUUGCACUUAAAUUUUUAAGUUUAAUCAACUUAAAUUUACAAUUAAUUUUAACUUUAUUGAGGAGUGAGGAGCUGCUAUAAAUUAUAAAAAUAAAGUUAGCUUAAGUUAUUUAUAUAUGUUGUAAAUUCAAGUUAAUUUAACUUAAAAAAAAAAUUUUUACAGUAAAAUUAAUUUUUUCUGACAAAUUGCCAGAACCGAUUUAACAGGAUAAAAAAAAGGUUUACACAUGAUCUCUUAACUGCAAUUUACCAGUAAUUAUUUUAUAGUGAUUAAUGCUCUGAAGUGAUAUCCAGACUACUGUAUGACAUUGCCAUGUUCAAAGUGUAUUUUAAGUGUUCUGUAUAUUUGUGUGUAAACAUGGGAAAUAUAACUGUAUGGUACAUAUGUGCACUUUGUUUCUUUAAAGGGUUUGUUAUGUGCAUUAUUGCUAGUUUUAUAAUAGUUUAUAUAACUAUGAACAGAUUAAAGUAAUUCUACUCUGCUCCUGUGUUUUUAAAACGUGUCUGUGUGUGUGUUGGUCUAAACAGAU
Messenger RNA from Paramisgurnus dabryanus, 4558 nucleotides. The record is from RefSeq and is a predicted model, not a curated record. NCBI's taxonomy places the organism in Eukaryota, Metazoa, Chordata, Actinopteri, Cypriniformes, Cobitidae.